AUGAAGAGACUAGCAGCUCGCCGCUAUGCUGGCUUGCUAAUUCUCUCCCCCCCAGCUGCAGCCGAUCCCGAUAGCCAGCCUGCAGAUUGCAGUCAGCCUGAGGCAGGAGAGAACGGUGCCCUGGAGGACAUGGAAGAGGACAUCAGUAUGAAGAAGCGCAAAGGGGAUCACCAUGCAGAGAAAGAGCUCCAGACCGGGCAGGAAGCUGGAGAAAAGGUCAAGAGGAAGCGAGGACGUCCACCAGCUGAGAAACUACCUCCUAAUCCCCCUGAACUCACCCGACAGCUGAACACACUGGUGGACAUGGUCAUCAACUAUAAGGACGGGUUGGGUCGGCAGAUCAGUAAAGGCUUCGUGCAGCUUCCAUCAAAGAAGGAAGUACCUGAGUACUAUGAGUUGAUCCGAAAGCCUGUGGACUUCAGACGGAUCAGGGAGCGUGUGCGUAAUCACAAGUACAGGAGUGUGCAGGAUCUGGAAAAGGAUAUUAUCCUCCUGUGUCACAACGCUCAGACUUUUAACCUGGAGGGAUCUCAGAUCUAUGAAGAUUCAAUUGUCAUUAAGUCCGUUUUUGAGAGUGCGAGACAGAGAAUUGUCACAGACGAAGAACAAAAAGGAACAGUUGCUGCCAGUCACAGUGAUAACGGUGGGGGGGCUGAAGACCAAUUUGUUCCACAAGCAGUGAAACCAUCGCCAAUACAGCUGAAGCAAGGGAAUAAGGAAGAGAGAAGCAGAAACACCAUGGUCAAGAGGCUCCACAGUGAUUUAGACAGUGAUGAGGACCUAGAGGAUAACACUACAAAGGAUGAAGGUUGAAUUGGAGGGUCCUUCAGUUUUCAUAUAAUUCUUUAUAUCUGUUCUUUGCCACAUCCCUUUUCAUUAGCAGUUUAUUCAUUUUAAAACCAUAAGAAAGGUCUUUGGAAACUUAAUGGGAAGGGCUACUCAAUGAGAGGUACUUAUGGAACAAUGCUUUCUUUCAGAUGAUUCAUGCCACUCGUACAAGCUCUCUCAUCUCUUGCUGCACACAGUGCUGUUCUUUUAAAUAAGUUGGUCUUUUACGGUAUCUAUUGUUUCCAAUUUAUCUGCCUUAGUCCCUGUGAUUGCUUCAGUAGAUAUUAUGUCCAAUCCAGUUUCACUGACUGUUUUUAAUCAAUAUAUUUGAUUGUAUUUAAUGCCUUCAUAUGUCUUGGAGCAUGAUGAUUUAUCUCUCCUGAAGCUGGCUCUUACAGAGCAGCACGUGCUGAUGACAAUGUUUAUGUGUUCAGGGCUGGAGAAUUGAAGCACACAGGAAGGUCAUUUCUAAAGAAUACUAGUGUGACGAGCACUCCAAGUUUGUUUUAAAUAUUAGAAUGUGUUUUUAACAAUAUCAUUGUGGAAGUCUUGAUUAAUCAGAAGGACUUGACAAAAACUAGUGCUGAUAGUAUGCCCUUUGUCAGGCCAUGCUGAUACUUGAUGGAAUGAGUUUGCACCGACUCAAGGGGACUCAAGUUGAACAUUUGUAUCACUUGUGCUACGGUAUAUUCUCAUAUUAUACAGUUUGUGUGGAAAGUCCCAGAUAAUUAAAAACUAGACUGCUUUUCAAUGACUCUCCUGGUUGUUGGGGAGGAUGGAACACAUCAUUGUUAAGACAAUCCCUGGCAAGUG
This is a messenger RNA of Myripristis murdjan (pinecone soldierfish), 1641 nucleotides long. RefSeq names its product probable global transcription activator SNF2L2. The transcript is spliced from 6 exons. The coding region runs from base 1 to 813 and encodes 270 amino acids. Gene Ontology annotation, biological process: transcription elongation by RNA polymerase II; chromatin remodeling. The record is from RefSeq and is a predicted model, not a curated record. NCBI's taxonomy places the organism in Eukaryota, Metazoa, Chordata, Actinopteri, Holocentriformes, Holocentridae. Gene Ontology annotation, cellular component: RSC-type complex. Gene Ontology annotation, molecular function: chromatin binding; protein binding.